UGAUAAUUAAUAUCAUAACAUUUAGAAGAAGACUGCACAGUGGAGGGGGAGAGAAUUAAACAUAUCUACGUGAAGCAUUGUCUCUACUAAAUGCUCCUACAUUGAGGAAGAAGAGCCAGGCUUUGGGAUUGGGCAGCGACCAGAUAGCGUAACAACCCCUCCUCCUCUCUGUAGAGAAUUGCGUUAAAACGAAAAGGAAAAGGCCUGCGCUUUAUCUAAAUUACAGGCUUUUCCCCCUUUUACUCCAUAUAUAUUAAACGAGGACCCGUUGCUGGCUGGUGUAUGUGUUUAGAAUGGGACUCGCUGAAGGUCCAGUCAAAGAAAAAGACAGUUAAGGAUGCAGGAGCCCAACAAUGGAUUUCUCCUUCUCUUUCAUGCAAGGGAUCAUGGGAAAUACAAUUCAGCAACCCCCUCAGCUCAUUGACUCCGCCAACAUCAGACAGGAAGGCACCUGCGACACCGGCAGUGAUCCAGGCGAGGAUGGUGGUCCCUCCUACGAUGCUGCCCUGGAUGCAGAGUUCUCCUACCCGCCGUCCGCCUCGGAGGACAUGUCGCAGGUCUCCAACGGCUACCCCCCCGGUCUGGGCAUGUACGAGCCGCAGUCCAAGUUCUCCAUGUACUCGCAGUUCCCCAACGGCUCGGCUAACGGCUACGGGGCCAUACGGAGCUACGCAGACCACGGUCUCCUGCCGGGGGAGGGGACGGUCCUGAGAGGCCCAGGUCUUCAGGAGCGACCUUUGUCUCCUGUGUCCCCCCCUCUGCCCACACAUCACCCACACCCCCACCACCACCACCACCACCACCAUACCCCUCAUCUCCAGCACCACGCGCACCUCUUUCACUCGAACCCGCCUCUUUUACAGAACCACCCCCACCCACAGAGUCCCCCGCCGCCCCCUCUGCCCUCCCAGCACCACAUGCCCCAUACGCCUCACAUCAUGACCCACACUCUCCCACCUCCUCCCCCAUUAAUCCUGCCUUCCUCCAGUCCGCCCCCCUCCCUUGUGGACAGUACCCCUUCUUCUCAGCCCUCCCUCACCCUGUCCAACACUCCUGAGGGCGUGCUGAAGAAGACCAGCUCUCCAGAGAUCAAGCUGAAGAUCAUUAAGACGUAUCAGAACGGGAAAGAGCUGUUUGAGUCUGCGCUGUGUGGAGAGCUGCUGCAAGAACUGCAGAAUGAGUCUCAGAAGAGCGAGGCCACUCAGAUGCAGCGCAGACAUGAGAGGAAGAAGGAGAAGAGGAAAAAGAGUGCGCGGCUGCAGCUGCAGGUCCAGGUCCAGGAUCAGGAACAGAACCUGGAACAGAGCCAAGCACAGUCAGGUACCACAGAGCAGACAGAGGACAUCCACAUGGAGCCCCCGCCCACAGAAACACCCCCAGCCCAGACACAGAAGCCUCAGAAGACCGUCAUCAAAACUGAACCAAAGAUGCCCAAGGUUCCGAAGGUCCAUCAUCCAUCAGUGAUCCAAGAGACAGGCUUCUGUAAGGAGUUUGUGAUCGGAGAUCUGGUGUGGUCCAAGGUGGGCACCUACCCUUGGUGGCCCUGCAUGAUCUCCUCUGACCCGCAGAUGAAGGUCCACACCCGUAUCAACACCAGAGGUCACAGAGAGUAUCACGUCCAGUUCUUUGGCAGUGUCGCUGAGCGAGCAUGGAUCCACGAGAAGAGGAUAGUCCUGUACCAGGGGAAGAAACAGUAUGAAGACCUUCAGGCUGACACUCUGCGAAAAGCCACAAAUCCUGUAGAGAAACACAAACUUCUGAAGCCCAUCCCUCAGCGGGAGCGUUCUCAGUGGGAGGUGGGUGUGGGGCACGCCGAGGACGCCCUCCUGAUGUCGCGGCAGGAGCGAACUGACAACUACACCUUCAUCUAUGUUGACCCAGACCCUCAUGAAGGCACGUCCAGCAGGAAACCCACCUACAGAGCUGAGAAACGAAACCGGCGCUCCAGCGGUUCAAUCAGUAAGAAGGAAGAGGGAGCGGUAAAGUCACCAGAAAGAGAGCAGCCGACACGACGGCUGCUGCCACGCAGACAGUGUAGUGUUUCAAACACAGAAGACCACACAAAAUCCCCGGCCUCAAAUGAGGAGAAGAACCAGAGGGACGACCAGCGUAAGAGCAGCUCCCCGAAACAGAACGAUGAGCGGCAGGAGUCGCCGCCACCAGUGAGGGCCUGGAAAACAGCCGCGGCCAGGAAGCUGCUGCCUCUCUCCAUCACCAUGAAGAGGCUGAACGUGGAGAUCACAAAGUGCGAUUGGCCUCUCCUGCAGAAAAAAGCAGCUCCAUCUCCCAAAAAAGAGCAAGUCGUCGUUGAAGAAGAAGAAGAAGAAGAGGAAGAGGAAGAGGAAGAAGAAGAAGAGGAAGAGGAAGAGGAAGAAGAAGAGAAGGAGGAGAUAGUGGAGGGAGAGGCCCGGCAGCCUGACCUGGGUUACUGCUCACCGGAGGACAGCAGAGCUAAACCUGAGCCCAGUCCGGAGGAGGAGGAAGAAGGGGACGAAGGGGAGGAGGAGGGGGAGGAGAGGAGAGAAUCCCCCGCCAGUCGGAGGAGUGAGGAGGGAGGAACGCAGCCGACCUCCUCUCCUGGAUCACACCACAGCAGUCCACAUGGUUCUCAGGAGCGGAAGCUGCAGCGGCGGUCGGUCAGAAGCAGGUCCGAGUCGGAGAGAUCCAACGAUCCCGUCCCCAAGAAGAAAACCAAAAAAGAGCAGGCUGAGAUGGCUCCUGAGACGACACUGAGGACAGGUUCACAGAAAGGAGCCAGUGAGAUCUCAGACGCCUGCAAACCUCUGAAAAAGCGAAGCAGAGCGUCGACAGAUGUGGAGAUGACUUCUUCUCAGUACAGAGACACCUCUGACUCUGACUCCAGAGGCCUCAACGACCCACAGGGUUUAUUUGGGAAAAGUCUUGACAGUCCAGCAGCAGCAGAUGCAGACGCCUCAGACACUCAGUCUGUGGACUCCGGCUUGUCCCGCCAGGACGGCAGCACCGGCAAGAGAGACACCGUCUGCCAGAUCUGCGAGGUGUACGGAGAGGGUUUGGUGGUGUGUGAAGGGGACUGUGGCCGACAGUUUCACCUGGACUGUCUCGGUCUGACGUCCCUACCUGAAGGCAGGUUCACCUGCUUGGAAUGCAGAAAUGGCAAUCAUUCUUGUUUUAGCUGUAAAGCGGCGGGCCAGGAGGUGACGCGCUGCUCCGUGUCUGGCUGCGGUUGUUACUACCACGAGGAUUGUGUGCGUAAACUCCCGGGCACCACCAUCAGCUCGGAAGGGGGCUUCUGCUGCCCUCAGCACAGCUGCUCUACCUGCUGCUUGGAGAGAGACCUGCAGCGGGCGAGUAAAGGUCGUCUGAUGCGCUGUAUCCGCUGUCCGGUAGCCUAUCACACGGGAGACGGCUGCGUGGCGGCAGGCAGCGUCGCCCUCACCCAUCACAUCAUGAUCUGCAGCAGCCACGGCAGCGCCAAGAAGAACGGCCUCCUCUCGUCCCCUAUCAACGUGGGCUGGUGCUUCCUGUGUGCCAGAGGGCUGUUAGUGCAAGACCUUACUGACACCAUAUUAAGUUCAUAUGCCUAUAAGUCCCACUACCUUCUGACUGAGUCAAAUCGUGCUGAGUUGAAAUUACCUAUGAUUCCCUCUCCUUCGUCAGCUACCAAAAAGAAUGUUGGGAAAGGAGGCAAGUUGCUGUGCUGCGACACAUGCCCGGCUUCCUUCCACCCGGAGUGUCUGGAGAUGGAGACGCCGGAGGGGGCGUGGUCCUGCAGUGAUUGCAGGGCGGGGAAGAAGCCUCACUACAAACAGAUUGUCUGGGUCAAACUGGGCAACUACAGGUGGUGGCCCGCGGAGAUUUGCAACCCUCGCCUGGUGCCAUCAAACAUUCAGAGCCUGCGUCACGAUGUUGGAGACUUCCCCGUCUUCUUCUUUGGCUCCCACGACUACUACUGGAUCAACCAGGGCCGCGUCUUCCCCUACGUGGAGAAUGACAAGAACUUUGUCACGGGUCAGAUCAACAUCAACAAAACCUUCAAGAAAGCUCUGGAAGAAGCUGCCCGGCGGUUCCAGGAGCUAAAGGCCCAGAGGGAGAGCAAGGAGGCUCUAGAGCAGGAACGCAACUCUCGCAAACCUCCCCCCUACAAACUCAUCAAGUCCAACAAACCAGUGGGGAAAGUGCAGGUGCACGUAGCUGAUUUGUCAGAAAUCCAACGAUGCAACUGCAGACCGACAGACGAGCAUCCGUGCAGCCUCCACUCUCAGUGUCUCAACCGCAUGCUGCAGUACGAGUGUCAUCCACAGGUGUGUCCUGCAGGUGAGAGCUGUGAGAACCAGUGUUUCUCCAAGCGGCUGUACGCAGAGACGGAGGUGAUACAGACGGACGGCCGUGGCUGGGGCCUCAGCACCAACCAGGCUCUCGGAAAGGGUGACUUUGUGACGGAGUAUGUAGGAGAGGUGAUUGACUCAGAGGAGUGCCAGCAGCGAAUCAAACGCGCCCAUGAAAAUCACGUGGCCGACUUUUACAUGCUCACCCUCACCAAGGACCGUGUGAUCGAUGCCGGCCCGAAAGGGAACCCGGCUCGGUUUAUGAACCACAGCUGCAGUCCAAACUGUGAGACACAGAAGUGGACGGUAAACGGAGACGUUCGCAUAGGACUCUUCACCCUCUGUGACAUCGAGGCCCAAACAGAGCUGACGUUCAACUACAACCUGCACUGUGUGGGCAACAGGAGGUCGUCCUGUCACUGCGGCUCAGAAAACUGCUCGGGGUUCCUCGGGGUGCAGCCAACGAGUGCUGUGGUGAUGGAGAAAGAGGAGAAGGCCAGGAAUGCCAAGCUGAAGCCGAAGAAGCGGAGGCUGCGUCCGGAGAGCAAACACUGCCACGAAUACUUCUGCUUCUGCUGCGGAGAGGGAGGCGAGCUGGUGAUGUGUGACAGGAAGGAGUGUCCCAAAGCGUACCAUCUGCACUGUCUCAACCUCAACAAGCCUCCAUACGGACGUUGGGAAUGUCCGUGGCACGACUGCAGUGUGUGCGGCGCCCCGGCAUCGUCGCUGUGUGACUUCUGCCCUCGCUCGUUCUGCCGGGAGCACGAGGAGGGGGCGCUCACCUCCUCCUCCCUCGAAGGCCGUCCCUGUUGCUCCAGUCACAACCCCGCCAGUCCCCUGGGCUCCAACUCCAGUCUGACCCUGCCCCGCCGCUCCGCCCUGAGCCCCGUCAGCGUCAAGGAGGAGCCGGAGGAGGGCGAGCCGGCUUCAGAGUGACACCUCAGCCCCCUCAAUACCUCAUCCCCCUGAAAAGUGCGCUCCUGGGCUCUGAUCCCCCUCUGUCCCGAAGCAGUGACCAAAGGGAUACAGUGAUUUUUUUGACCAGUGCGAUGGGUGAGUCGAUGAACAGCUCCACGCCGUCAGUGGCAGGCAGAGCGAUUGGAGAGGGCCAGACCAUCAUGAUGCGCCCUUUCCCCUCCUCUCUAGCCAGAAAACACCUCUCACACUCUCUACAGCUCGCCUCCGCCCAUCAGAGGGCCACCACCUCAUUACGUUUCCUUUUUAUUGUUACAGCUGUUGAAAUACAAAAUGUUAUCACAUCGUCAAAUACGGCACUUUGCAGAAACUCGAAGAGCUCUGUGGAGGGAGGGGUGGAGAGAGGAGGGGUAGGGAGGAGGAGGAGUGUGAAGCUGCUCCUUGUUCACCUACUGUAAGCCGUGAUCGGCGUCUCGCACAAGCCUCCCCCUCCCCCUCCUCCCCCACAGCCGAUCAUCACUCCAGACGUCAUCGUAUUAAUCUCUUCUUCUUCUUCUUGGAGAACAAAAAAGGGGGAAAUGACAGAUUUUGUGCAAUUCUUUUCAAAUACACUACAUUCCAACCUUCCUUAGACAUGGUUUUAAUAUACUAAUGGAUAUAGAUGAAUAUAAUUAUAUACAGUAUCUAUGUUUGUUAAUGUUUACAGACAGAUUCUCUCACUUCAUCUCGGUGAGUGGUUGUAUUAUGUUUGUUUGUUUAGGUGUUAAACAUUACGCAGACCUCCUUGUGAAAAUAGUCCUAUUAAGGUGAAAUAUAAUGGUAUAUAGUGUAAUGGUAUGACAUUACAGAAGUACUUGUGAUUUUCAUAUUGCCAGUCUCACUCGCCAUUGUGUACAUAAUUGGCUCAUAAUAUUGUAAAGUACAUAAAGAUCAGGAGGGACGGAGCCUCGCCUCUCUGGUUGUUCCUGGAAGAAGGAAACGCUUUUUUAAAACAACUAGACAGAUCCUUUUUAUUUUGGUUUUUCAAUAAAAGUUCGGUCCCCUCAUUUCCUCCGAGCAGUUGCUGUUAUUUGUAUUGUAGAUGGAGGGGCUCAGCUUGUGAUCACUGGUGCUGUCUAAGUAUUGUUAUCAGCCUUAAGCUUGAUUCUGGCUGUAGAAAGUGCUGCCCAGAGUGCAGUCCAUUUCAGUAACGUCGUGUACUGUGACCGCUUAGAUGCUUAUAUUUUUGUUUUCCUUUCUGUUUUUUAUUUUGCCAAACUUUUCUGAAAAAGCACUUUUACACAGCUUGUCGCUACACAAUUUAGCUAGGUCAUACAUAUACAGAAAUGUAUAUCAAAAGAACAUAAGACAAGUGUUUCAAAAUGGAUACCUCUUCUUCUUGUAGUAACGUCGGAAUUAAAACUGUGUUGUAACUUUUUUUCCCUCUCGGUCAGAAACGUUGUGGAAAGGGUUUUUUGAAGUUUUUGAGCAGAGUGGCCUAAAUGAUGCUGCUUUCUUUUGGCACAAGUAGGAAAGACUGCCAGCCCGGCUUUGGACAGAAAUCGACGGUGUCCGUGAGAGGCACUUUUAAAUUUUCCACCUGGAAAACAUCCUAAAGGCUGGCUGUUAUCUAGAGACGUAAUGGUAUGACAACAGUCCGGUCCAGUACGAUGUACAAAUACAAACUUCUGUACAGUGUUUCUAAAUCUCUCAUCUGUCAAAUCAAAAUGUUUUGUAUUUAUUGCACCACAUUUUAUACCAGUUUCAUUUUCAAUCACCAGUGCAGUACUUUGUCUCCCUCUCGACCACGGUGUAAGGGAAAUAGACUAUUUAAAAAAAACAUGGGGAGUUUUACAUGAUAUAUCUGUGUUUGAUCAUUGCAUAUGUUCUCUGUUAUUUUACAUUUGGUGUAAUGAUUCCACACUUUGGUAACGGCCGCUGCUCAUCGCCCUGUACCGUGACUCACUGUAAUUAGUGUUACAAUCAGUGUGAAGCAGUUAAAUAUAGGAAUGUCAAGUUUCAGUUCAGUUUGUGUGUUCUUUAAAGCCUGGACUUAAGGAACGGUAAACUUUAUCACAGCCUUUUGCUUGUGAUUCUGUUUCUUGUAUUUUCUGCCCUUAAUACUCUUUAUUUGUUCUUAAGCCUCCCGAUGAGCCACAGGGAGAAACCGUGCCAAUUUAUCUAAAACAUUUCAGUUCAUUCAGGGUCUUCUCGAAUGCAGGGAGUUUAUUCACUCAGUCUCCAGUUUAUUUGGCACACGGAGGUUAACAUAAUAGUCUUACACAACCGUCAAUAAAUCUACCUUCAUGCACAUUAUAAUGUUCAGUUUGGGUUAAAAGCCAGUUUAUAAAGGUGUUGAUUAAACUGAAUGAUCAUUUUAUAACCUUUAUGAAGCUGGGGUUUAUUGCAUUGACCGUUGUAUUCGACUGCAUUAGUUUUAUCUCUGUGUGCCUAAUCGUGUGAGUGCCAAUUGUGAGGAAAAAAGACGAAAGAAAGGGUGAAUAGGGAGCCAUUGAAUGCAGAACAAUGAGACAAUUAUAAGCAUGAUUUAUGCUAGAAAUGUGAUAUUUCAAAAGAUUUGUUUUUCUACAUAUUUAAUUCUACACAGUGAAGGUCAAACACUUAAGUACCAUUUAGCAAAACACAUGUUUGAGUUUAGAAGGACUUUAAUAUGCUAAAUAUAUGCAAAUAAUUAAUUACACAUAGGCACUUAUCUUGUGAAAAAAGCACAUACAAAAGCUCAGACUUCCUUCCUGCAUCUUCAAUGCCUUUAAAUGACAAUGUGUUCAAUUUAUAUUCAAAUUCUCUCCCUCUUCUGCAUUCAACCGCUGCUUUUCUUUUGUCUUCCUGUUAUUAUUGACCCUUUUUAGGAAGCCUUUUUUUGUCAAUUUCUGAGAAAGAGAUUAAACUUGCUUAUUACUUGCUGGUCCUAAAUGUGAGAGAGAUGCAUUUUUGUUUAGUUGUCAGUCAUAGGAAAUGGUCCAAAUGUUCAGUAUCAGGUUGGUGCGUCAUUAGGCUCACUUAAUUUAAUAACUCAAACCGGUCUGUGUGUCUAAACUUGAAUAUCCUUUUUAUUUAUUGAUGCAUUUUAUUUUUCUGUUUUAUAUUCAGAACGCAGGCAUCCUUGACUUUUGUGUUUGUGUCUUCAGAGAAAAUGUCUGACUGAUAAGUUAUGAUUAUAUAACUGGUCUUAAAGCCCUUUUUAUUUUCAAAGUGACAGUUCAGCUGAUGGCAUGCUUCAAACAUCAGACACUGGUUUAAUCCACUUCAGUUGGAAAAUCUUUAAAUGCCUGAUUUGAAUAGCUAAUGUUUUGUUUUUCUGUUCCUUUAUUGGUUUGUUACCAUGUUGCACAGCGCAACAGCCUUUCUUUUUUUGCACCUGCAGAUCGCACGAUCAUAAUUACUUUGUGCCAGUUUGUCUCUUCUGCCCUCUGAGCUGACGCAGCAGUGUUACCUUUGCUCCACUUAAGUGUCCCAGCGUGCAUCGUUUCAUUCACUUAAAUUAAUCUCUGAAGUUCUGUUGGUUUAUCGUCAUAGUAGUGCCCACAUUAGUUUUUUAAAGAGAUAGCAUGUUUGUCUGAUUUAGGUGGCCCCUUAAUAUGCCUAAAAGGAUUUUUUGAAGUGUCCAGGAUUGAUAUUAUUUUUUAUAUACACUUACAUUUAAGAUGCCCCCCACUUGUAUGUCAAAGGCUAUGUUUCAGUUCACUGUGACGUCUUUUGUUUUUUUGUGCAAUGUUGCCGACUUUCUCUUUUAAUUGACAUGCUGUCGAAGGAGAAAAUAGGGUUUUACUAAAUAAUAAAAUCACUUUCAUAAGCACUCAUCUCUUUUUUACUUGUAGUAAAAUUACUUACGGUAACUCUAACUGGGGUCAUAUCUAUCUCUCUUGGUGUUGCUUCAAUAAAAAUGUGGAUGAACACAAAAUACCAUGUUGAUUACUGUUCGACCUGUGUUACUGCAUACUGCAUAUUGUUGAAGAACUUGUAAAUAAUUUGCAUUGAACUUGCAUAGAAUCAUGUUACUGUGGCGUGCUCUUUUUGCCUGUACAAUUCUGCUUCUAAAUGUGUGUGACUGUUGAGACGACACUCUUUUUGUACAUGACUGUCUUUUUAUUUGAGAAUAUUGAUUCUGUCCUUUUUCAUUCUAAAGUUGAGUUUGAAGAGUUCAGACAUGCCUGAAGUUUGACUUUAAUAAAGCUGUACUCUGUCUCAGUGAACACUCUCA
Molecule: messenger RNA, 9423 nt
Organism: Trematomus bernacchii (emerald rockcod)
Lineage: Eukaryota; Metazoa; Chordata; Actinopteri; Perciformes; Nototheniidae
Gene: nsd3
Product: nuclear receptor binding SET domain protein 3
Exons: 25
Coding region: 354-5243 (1629 amino acids)
Biological process (GO): regulation of DNA-templated transcription
Cellular component (GO): chromatin; nucleus
Molecular function (GO): protein binding; histone H3K36 methyltransferase activity
Source: RefSeq, a predicted model, not a curated record